AUGCCGACAACACGGCAGGAACUCAAGAACCGCAAGCCAUCGACAGAAGAGACUCCGACCACGUCGGAGGGCACCGCUACUGAAGCCAGCGGGGAAACCGCUACCGGUUCGACAGCCACGGGGACUGUCACGACCGACACCACGGAGCGCACGACGACUACGGGUACCUCCGUACCCUCCGCCGUACGCUCCGACGCCCCCCCCGCCGCACCAUCCUCUGCGACGGUAAAGGGAAAAGCGGCCGCCACUGCCGGCGCCGCUGCCGUUACCGCUACCGUCGCUGCCGCCGUCGCACGCUCGACUACGCCCGCCAUCGCGCCGACGCCGCCAGCCGCCGCGAGACAGUUGGAACCCCCCGCCGCCAGAGGGGCUUCCGCUACAGUACAGGGACGUACUCAAGAUGCAGACAUGUCAACAGUAAGGAUGAAGAGCACAGUCAACGCGCAGGGGUUGAAACAGCUACAGAGACCCAACCCCCCUAGCCAGAAAGGGGGUGGAUCAACACACAGAAAGGCUAAGGCUUAUAAAAUAGCAAAGGCCAAAGAAGAUAUGUUACGACUGCAGGUCGAACUAGCCGCCGCCCGUCUCGCCGCCCUGGAAGCAGACGAUACAGAAGAUGAAUUGGAAGAUGAUGCUGCUUCCGUCGAGCCCGAAGCCGAAGUUACGAAGCGAGUGGACAACUGGUUGGAGAAUCAACCUCAACGCCCCGUGCUGGCGAUCACCGACGCACCACACUACGCUAUAGAAGAGCCGGUGGUCUGCGACGCGGGGCAACAGGACCCGCCACUUCGGUCACCGGCGGGAGCACAGCCCGGCUUAACAGAGUUAGCCGAAGCUAUAACACGCGCCGUCAAAGCGGCCCAACGCCCCAAGUUCAUCGAGUUACCUACCUUUGGAGGGUCACAUCAAGAGUGGCUACCGUUCCGUGCCGCAUACUACGAAACUGAAGGCAUGUUCACUACAGUAGAAAAUACAAACCGUCUAAGAAGAAACUUGAAGGGAAGAGCCAAAGAAGCCGUAGAGGGGCUUCUCAUCACCAGCGCGCAUCCAGCAGAUGUCAUGAAAACUUUGGAGUCAAGAUUUGGAAGACCAGAGUCUAUCGCCAUGAUGGAGAUGGAGACGCUACGCGGACUGCCACGCCUCACGGAGUCACCGCGUGACAUCUGCAUAUUUUCAACAAAGGUCUCCAACGUGGUAGCAACACUGAAGACUCUCAGCUGUGUGAACUAUAUGUACAACCCUGAAGUUUCGAAGACGGUCGUGGACAAGCUCACGCCUACACUGCGCUACAGAUACUACGACUUCGCGGCAGCGCAGCCGAAGGAAGAUCCAGACCUGCUGAAGAUGGAGAAGUUCCUCAGGAGAGAAGCAGAACUAUGUGGACCUUAUGCGCUGCCUGAGCACGUGACGCCACAUAUGCCAGCCACUCAACAGAGAAGACCACAGAAGAUACACAGCGUUACAGAGAAUACGUACACACCCAAAUGCCCCAUAUGCAACGAAGAGCAUAUUGCAACAGAGUGUGAACAAUUCAAGAUCUCAGAUGCGAAUGGAAGAUGGGAUAUAGCCAAGUCCAAGCGCCUAUGCUUCCGAUGUCUUCGCUACAGAAACAAAACACACAACUGCCGGGCUAAGGCGUGCGGCGUCAACAGCUGCAAAUAUUUCCACCACAAGAUGCUGCACUAUGCCAAGGCACCGGAACAGAAAGAAGAAAAGGAAGCCACAGAAGUAAUCAACUCUGCGUGGACCAUUAAGAAGAAGCAAUCGUAUCUGAAGAUCAUUCCAGUACAGGUUGAGGGGCCCAAAGGAGCCUUCAACACUUUCGCUCUAUUGGACGACGGGUCAACAGUAACAUUGAUCGACAACAGUGUAGCCGAAUGCGUAGGUGCAACAGGACCCGUCGACCCUUUGAAAAUAGAAACCAUCAACGACCUGAAGACAUCGGAGUCAGCUUCGAGAAGAGUGAACAUCAUGUUAAGAGGUCUCAACGAUCAUGAAGAGCGUGUACAAGCACGAACAGUGAAGAACCUGCAAGUAGCGUCUCAACGGGUUUCAAGAGAGUUGGUAGAUGGCUGCAAACACCUGACAGACAUCCGCAACUACCUCGUGUAUGCAGAUAUAAAACCACGAGUGCUGAUCGGUCAAGACAAUUGGCAUCUUCUGUUGACAACAGAAGUGAGAAGAGGAGGCAACAACCAACCAGUGGCCUCUCUCACACCGCUGGGGUGGGUGCUACACGGCAGCCAGACACGCGCCGUCAGACGCAGCAUCGACUUCGUAUCACACGUCACGGAAGAAACAGAAGACAACCUGGACAGCCUCGUCAAACAAUACUUUGAGAUGGACGCACUCUGCAUACAACCCAAGAAGCCGAAGACAGAUCCAGAGGAACGAGCACUUCGAAUCCUGGAGAAGACCACCACAAAAACAGAAGAAGGAAGAUAUGAAACAGGACUUCUCUGGCGCAAAGAAGACGUCACGUUCCCAGACAACUACAACAACUCACUGAAGCGACUUUUCAACAUUGAAAAGAAGAUCGAUCGAGACCCUAAACUGAAACAGAAGUAUAUAGAACAGAUGGAAGCUCUCAUCUCAAAAGGAUAUGCCGAACUCGCUCCGAAACAGAAAACUGCGGGCAAGACGUGGUACUUACCACACUUUGCAGUUGUUAACCCUAUGAAGCCCGCGAAGCUCCGAGUCGUACAUGAUGCAGCAGCGAAGACGAAGGGAGUAGCUCUCAACGAUAUGCUACUCAAAGGACCUGAUCUUCUACAGUCACUACCGGUCAUGCGGUUCCGGCAACACGAGAUAGCAGUCACCGCGGACAUCAAAGAGAUGUUUAUGCAAGUCAAGCUGCGAGCCGAAGACAGGGAUGCACUCCGCUACUUAUGGCGCGGAGAGCGACGAGACGACCACCCACCCGAUGAGUACAGGAUGACUUCAUUGGUCUUUGGCGCAUCAAGUUCUCCAUCAACAGCAAUUUACAUCAAGAACUUGAAUGCCAAACAGUAUGAAGAUGUACACCCUGAAGCUGCAUCUGCCAUCAUACAGAAACACUACGUCGACGACUACUUGGAUAGCUUUAGAAGUCUCGAAGACGCAGUGCGCAUCACGAGGUCAGUACGUGAAGUGCACUCAAAGGCCAGCUUCGAACUGAAACAGUGGAAGUCGAACUCACCAAGUCUAUUACAAGCACUAGGCGAAAGUGAGCAAUCGGAAGACAUGGAACUCUACAAACCAGAAGAGAAAACAGAACGAGUACUGGGCGUCAUCUGGAGGCUCAACACAGACGAGCUCACCUUCAACCUCAACCUAGCUCGUGUCGCUCCAACGCUCGUCAACGGGAAGCCGCCCACUAAGAGAGAAGCGCUGCGAGUGGUCAUGUCUCUAUUCGACCCGCUUGGUUUCGCAUCGCCGGUUACUAUAAAGGCAAAACAGCUGCUACAAGAAGUAUGGCGAAGAGGAACGUCAUGGGACGACGAGCUGGAUAAGGACCUGGCUGAACAGUGGCAAGACUGGAUGGAUCACCUAAAGGAUCUCAGCAACGUUACAAUCCCGAGAAGAUAUCUCCAAUACAGCGACGCUAUUUCAGUACAGCUACACGUGUUCACCGACGCUAGUGAAGCAGCAUACUCAGCAGUUGUCUUCUGGAGAACAGUGGCGCCAAAUGGCGAAGUCAGCCUGUCACUCGUGAUAGCCAAAGCUAAGGUUGCACCGUUGAAGUUAACAUCCAUCCCGAGGCUGGAGCUGCAAGCGGCGGUCAUGGGAACGAGACUCGCAGAAACGGUCAUUGAGGAGCACGAAAGGAAACCAGACUACAAAGUGUUCUGGACAGACAGCAAGACCGCCCUAACCUGGAUAAGGACCGGGUCACGCUCAUACAAACCUUAUGUAGCCCAUCGCCUGGCUGCAAUUGAAGAAGCUUCCUCAGUCACCGAAUGGCGUUGGGUUCCGACGAAACUGAAUGUGGCAGAUGACGCCACACGGGACGUCCCAACGUCCUUUAAUAAAGAUCAUCGAUGGUACAAGGGACCUGAUUUUCUUUACCAAACAGAAGAACAUUGGCCCGUCGAAGUAACCACGGCAAGUAAAGGAGAACCUUCAGGCGAAGAGAAAGUUAACCACGUCACCGAUAACAGGAAACGGAAGCUCACAGACGCCUUACCUGAUGUAUCUCGCUUUUCGAACUGGGACAGACUCCGUUACACCACAGCUCGCGUUCUACAGUUCAUCCAACUCUGCAGAGCCAAAAAGGAAAGUGUCAAUUACAAAAGAACGCGGCAGAUCAAAGAAAGGGAUCCGAGCUGGAAGAGCAUCAACAAGCCCGCUACGAAACAACAGCAAAUAGCUAAGAAAACAGCGUCCAGUAGAAACUUUUUCCCAGUCACCGCCGAACAUCUCAAAAGAUCAGAGGAGCUUCUGAUGCGCGCAUCUCAAGAAGACUCCUUCACAGAAGAGAUAGAAGACUUGAAAAACAGCAAGGCACUCAACAAGGAGAGUCGCCUGAACCAAUUGAGCGUCGAAUACGCCGGUUAUGCAAUCAGAUUAAGAAGCCGCAUUCGAGUAACGCAAGACGUAACGGAGGACUUCAAGAGCCCUAUAGUCUUAGACGGUGAUCAUCAAAUAGUCAGGCUCUGGAUAAAAGCCGUACAUCAUCAGCUACAUCACGCCGGAGUCGAAGCUACAGUCAACGAAUGCAGGCAACAGUAUUGGGUGCUACGUGUGCGCCCAGUAACGCGGAUGGUAAUAAAAAGAUGCCUGUUCUGCCGAAUGAAGACACAGAAGCCGCCAUACCCCAGAACUGGAGACCUGCCGGAAUGUCGCCUAGCGCACCAUCAGCGACCCUUCAGCUUCACUGGCCUAGACUACUUCGGGCCUCUAUCAGUGACCGUCGGCCGAACCCGACAAAAAAGAUAUGUGGCCAUCUUUACGUGUCUCACCGUGAGGGCUAUACACCUGGAGAUUGCCAGUUCACUCAGCGCUGAUUCAGCAGUAAUGGCGCUAAGAAGAAUGAUGGCACGCAGGGGCUCUCCAACAGAAAUCUGGUCAGACAAUGGAACGAACCUGAAGGCGGCAGACAGAGAACUUCGACAGGCAAUGGACAGCGCCACAGCAGCAGAAGCAGCGAAGAAAACGACCUCCUGGCGGUACAUACCACCCGGAGCUCCAUUUAUGGGCGGAGCGUGGGAACGCAUGGUCCGCUCUGUGAAGUCAGCGCUCACUGCUACACUGCAUGAACGACAUCCAACAGAAGAAGUCCUCUCGACCCUACUGACUGAGGUGGAAUACACGGUGAACAGCAGACCACUGACUCACGUCUCCGUCAGCCCAGAGGAUCCUGAGGCACUAACGCCCAAUCACUUCCUAUUGGGUGGCCAGGGACGCGUGCCGCUACCAGGAACAUUCAACGAUCGGGAUGCUGCCUCCAGAUCGAGUUGGCGAGCCGCACAGAGAUUGGCCGACGUGUUCUGGACACGCUGGGUGAAGGAGUACCUACCGGAACUCCAACACCGGCGGGAGCCGCAUGGAAGAGGACCAGCGAUCCAGAUCGGCGAUCUCGUGCAGAUAGUCGACGCCAACUUGCCGCGCAACGUGUGGAUACGAGGAAGAGUCAUCGCCACGUACCCGGGCCCAGACAACGUGGUGCGCGUCGUGGAUAUCCAGACCAAAGGAAGAGUACUGCGACGGCCGGUGAGGAAGCUAGUAGUCCUGCCUCUGUCUACCGACAACACGCCCGCACCGACAAAUGAUGCGACAUAGCCGCACGGCGGGAGGAUGUGCGGGACGGUCAGCUGAUUACGUUUAAAAGUUAAUAUUUCGUGUGCCUAAUUUUUUAAGAUAAUAUGUAAAUAGUUUUAAGUUUAGUAAUAGAAUUUAGUAGGUAACAUUUAAUAGGUAAUAAUAGCAUUUUAGAAAUACAAUAAUUGCCCUUAUGUAACUGGAACAAAAUAACGCCCUCUGAUUGGCCGAGAAAUAGAACCAAUCAGAGGGCCUGUUUUAUUGUGGCAAAUUUGAUAUAAAUACCGCACCCGUUUGUACGCCGAGUCAGUUCCAAUCAGCAAGCGGUUGCGGUAACAAGAAAAAGGAAGAAUAAAAGAAACAAGA
Messenger RNA from Pararge aegeria (speckled wood butterfly), 6105 nucleotides. RefSeq lists its product as uncharacterized. Gene Ontology annotation, molecular function: nucleic acid binding. The record is from RefSeq and is a predicted model, not a curated record. NCBI's taxonomy places the organism in Eukaryota, Metazoa, Arthropoda, Insecta, Lepidoptera, Nymphalidae. Gene Ontology annotation, biological process: DNA integration.